Molecule: messenger RNA, 608 nt
Organism: Lobosporangium transversale
Lineage: Eukaryota; Fungi; Mortierellomycota; Mortierellomycetes; Mortierellales; Mortierellaceae
Product: histone-fold-containing protein
Exons: 1
Coding region: 78-389 (103 amino acids)
Biological process (GO): nucleosome assembly
Cellular component (GO): nucleosome
Molecular function (GO): protein heterodimerization activity; structural constituent of chromatin; DNA binding
Source: RefSeq, a predicted model, not a curated record
UUUUCUUUUUCUCAUCAAAGCCGAUUCAAUUAUUCACAUUACACUUCUAUUAACAUUCAUCAACAAACUCUAAUAUCAUGUCUGGUCGUGGAAAAGGUGGAAAGGGUCUCGGAAAGGGAGGUGCUAAGCGCCAUCGCAAGAUUCUUCGUGACAACAUCCAGGGCAUCACCAAGCCUGCCAUCCGUCGUCUUGCCCGUCGUGGUGGUGUGAAGCGUAUCUCUGGUCUCAUCUACGAGGAGACCCGCUCUGUCUUGAAAGUUUUCCUUGAGAAUGUCAUCCGCGAUGCUGUCACUUACACUGAGCAUGCCAAGCGCAAGACUGUUACCUCUCUUGACGUUGUCUAUGCUCUGAAGCGCCAGGGUCGCACUCUCUAUGGUUUCGGUGGAUAAAUUCACACACACUCUCUUCGUUCCCCCUUCCUCCCGGGACGUUGUUCCAUCAACUCUAUCUCAUUAGCAAUUUCAUUUUGUUACACCACUCUUGAAAUUUAUUCACAAGAACAACAGUGCAGAGUUGCAUUGAGAAACCAUCAGUUUGUUUGUGUCCUUUGAUAGUUCUUACGUCUAGUGUUCAAUCCGGAAAAAAAAAUAAAAUUCAAUUAUACUCCG